UUCCACUAUUUCACUGUCACUGGGGAGCUGGUUUCAGAGCUGCAGGACAGGUUUACUCUUUUUACAUACCAAAGUCCCUCUCAGAUAAUUUUUCCUGCAAUCAUGUCCACCCAGUCUUAUCCUCAGGAUGCCUACAAGGCUCUGCUCAAAGGCAUCCAGGAGUUGGACCUUCAGCACUCCAGUGUUCCUUGUAACCUGGUGCUGACAGGAGAUGCCUUUCCUUUAGGGAUAAACAGCCAUGGCCACAUCCUCAUGGCUGCCUCUGUGUAUGGCAGAGGAAGAAUUGUGGUCCUGAGCCAUGAGGCCUACCUGACCCUCUGUCCUGCUCUGGUAGAAAAUGCUCUGACCUGGCUGGGAGGAGGAAAGUCUGCAAAUCUGUCUUUGGGGGUGCAGAAAAAAAGGAAGGCUGUUGCUGAUAACCUCAGCAGUUCCAGCUACAAAGUCAGUGUCGUUGAGGAAUUUAGUAAAGAUCUUGGAGUCGAUGUGUACGUAACAGAUGCCUAUGAAGUGGGCACAAAAGCAGGAGACCUGGUAGCCUUCAUGAAAGCAGGUGGAGGAAUUCUGAUCGGUGGGCAAGCUUUGUCGUGGGCUUCACAGAACCCAAAAGAAAACCCGAUCCUUCAGUUUCCAGGGAAUAAAGUUACAGCAGUGGCAGGAAUCUACUUUUCUGCUCAGUCCGGAAAAGCAGAAAAAUUGCCCAUUUACCCUGAGAUCCCAACCUCCUGGAAAGCUGUACGGUGUGGUUUGGACUUUAAAGAAGAUCUGGAUUUCUUGCUGAAAGGGAUUUCAGAGUUUGACAUCCAGGGUGGAUCAAUUGCCUCUGCAGCUCUGGUCCAUGGUCCCCUAGCUUUUCCCAUCUGUACCACGGAUAAGGGAGAGGCGUUCCUUGCAGGAUCCCACUUUGGGCGGGGACGCGUCAUUUUGGUGACACAUGAGGGCUUCUUACAACACGAGAAGCUGGCAUCAUUUUGGAAGAAUGCAUUCCAUUGGUUGGACCAGGGCAGGAAUGGAGUUGUUGGAUUUGAGCAGGGCAUCCAGACUUUACCCAACUUGGGGUUAAAGUGUGAGACCACAGAGUUCAGACAGGAUCUUAGCGUGUUUGUGUGUCCACCAUACAGUAGCGUAGAUUCUGAGACCAUCCAGAAGUUUGUGGCAGAGGGAGGAGGAUUGGUGAUUGGGGGACAUGUCUGGAACUGGGCUGCAACAAACGCUGGGAAAAACCCAAUGAAGGAUUUCUCAGGAAACAAGAUUCUGAACAAAACGGGCUUGAGCUUGUUGAAAGAAACCAUAACAUCAGGCGUCUACAAAGCUCCUGAUCCAAGCCAGGUCAACAACUUCCAGUUCCGUCAUCUUCUGCAUCGCUUUGCUGAACAUGUUCUGGAAGGCGCAGAACUCAGCAAGCAAGAUGAAGAGCAUCUUAAGAGGCUGGGAGGAGAUUGUGCCUCCUUCCUAAGGAUGAAGGCUUAUGACAGUUUCUGCUACGUAGAGAUUAUGUCGCUCCUGACUGACAUCCUGAAGAAAGGGGGAAUACCCAAGGUGAGUGAGAAGAUCUCUGUGAAGAGUCCUAAAGACCACAUGCUCCUCAGCCUGGCAUCAGAUGUCUAUGAGGCUUCUCUAAACAAGGAGGAGCUUCUGCCACAGAUCAUCAAGGUCGAUCCAGUACCUGUGGUCAAGAACCAAAGCAUCAAGAUCCAGGCCCAAACAGGAGAAAACGAGGAGUGGAUCAGUACAGGCCUGUACCUCUCUCCUGGCAUGAAGACACAGAUUAUCUUACCGCCAAAGCUUGUUAACACUGGAUGGAAGAUCCAGAUAGGCUGUCAAAGUGAUGAGCUGUAUAAAGAGGAGUUAUGGAGAGCGCCCUAUGUGAUCAAGAGGUACCCCGUUACAACAGAGAGGAUGCAGGUGUGUAACAUGUGGGGGGGACUCAUCUACCUGCUGGCACCACGUGACGUAAAGGUGGAGGAGGAAAUCGUGGUUGAGGAGGCAGUAUCUGCUCCUUAUUACAAGUCUGGUGAGUGUGUCGCCAUCUGCACAUGUACCACAAAGCGAUGUUUUAAUAAGCUAAUGCAUUUAAUGGGCUUUAAGCAAAUGCAUCGGAGUAUUAGUUCAUUCAAAUAGAAGGUAUUAAAGACCCAAAGAGCCGCCCACAUUAUCUCUUAUGU
Messenger RNA from Cyprinodon variegatus (sheepshead minnow), 2162 nucleotides. Its product is annotated as TRPM8 channel-associated factor homolog. Lineage: Eukaryota; Metazoa; Chordata; Actinopteri; Cyprinodontiformes; Cyprinodontidae. The transcript is spliced from 8 exons. The record is from RefSeq and is a predicted model, not a curated record. The coding region runs from base 103 to 2118 and encodes 671 amino acids.